AUGAUGAUGUGGACUCAGUCGGGAUAUUUCAACGACUCUCUACUAAUUCGUACUGAACAUGAAGAACGAUUUCACACUCUCGGCGAAUGGACUCGAGUUUGUGGUGGCAAGGUACCCUUCGUGCUUCCGGUAGUAUCUAUGGAGUCCCUCGUCGGUCCAAUGGGCCCUCGUCUAAAUCCUUUAGUGAUUGGAAUGCUCCCACCCGGCCUACCGCCUCCAUUUCCCCCUCCGGUGCAUGGAAGAUUCACCCACUUCGUUCCCGGCAUAGCUCCUCCACAAGCUCAUCAUCAACCACCUAUGACUCACAGCUUGCCACCAUCGGAACCCCUCGAUGCAGGAAGCAGCCUCUCGCACACUCCUGAUAGCGAGCAAGAGAUGUUUAACCAUACUAAGGCACACAAUGAUGCGAACACGCUUGUACCAAGCCUUCGCCACAUGGCUGUGUCUACUACUGAACCACCAGAGAUGGUAUCUGUGUCGGUUGGAACAGAUUCCCCUAUGGUUCGCGAUGCAGGUUGUCAAACUACUCCACUUAUCGUUGCUGCCAAGGAUGCUGCGCGUAUCCUCUCCGAACUACUUAAUCAAGUUGUUCAUGUAACGUAA
Molecule: messenger RNA, 603 nt
Organism: Ostertagia ostertagi
Lineage: Eukaryota; Metazoa; Nematoda; Chromadorea; Rhabditida; Trichostrongylidae
Source: the annotation of a GenBank genome assembly